AUGAAAGGAGAUGAACUAUGGUAUAGUUUGGUAAACGGCUGUCAGCUCAGCUCAGUGUGCUGGCUUCAGUUUACGGCUCAAACCAAACAUGUUGGUGCAGCCCUUCAAACAGAUGAGGGUCGGGGGCUCACACUGUGUUCCUGUGUUGCAGGCUACCUACAGGAGGCCUACCUGUGGACCAAGCAGGUGCUGUCCAUCAUGGAGAAGUCCAUGGUGCUGCUGCAGGACGUGACGGACGGCUCCCUGUAUGAGGGCGUGGCCUACGGGACCUACACCACCCGCUCCCUGUUCCAGUACAUGUUUCUGGUGCAGCGCCACUUCUCCAUCAGCCACUUCGACCACCCCUGGCUGCUGCAGCACUUCGCCUUCCUGUACCGAACCGUCCUGCCAGGAUUUCAGCGGACGGUGGCCAUUGCAGAUUCUAACUACAACUGGUUCUACGGGCCAGAGAGCCAGCUGGUCUUCUUGGACCGCUAUGUGUUGCGUAACGGCAGUGGGAACUGGCUGGCAGAUCUGAUCCAUCAGAACAGGGUGAUGGAGGGGCCGGGGCAGGCGGGGAAAGGCCAGCGAUGGUGUACCCUCCACACAGAGUUCAUCUGGUAUGAUCCAGGACUGUUUCCGAAGCCUCCAUCAGAUUUCGGAACAUCUCAACUUCACCACUUUGAGGACUGGGGGGUGGUGACGUAUGGCAGCGCUCUACCUGCAGACACCAACCGCACCUUUCUGUCCUUCAAGGCUGGGAAGCUGGGGGGGCGGGCCAUCUUCGACAUCGUUCACAAGAACAAGUACAAGGAGUGGAUCAAAGGGUGGAGGAACUUUAACGCUGGCCACGAGCACCCUGAUCAGAACACUUUCACCUUUGUGCCCAACGGGGUCCCGUUCAUCACAGAGGCUCUGUAUGGACCCAAGUACACUCUGCUGAACAACGCGCUCUUGUUCAGCUCUGCUAUCCCAGGGAGCUGCUUCAAGCCGUGGGCUGGACAGGUGACAGAGGCCUGCGACUCCAAGUGGUUGAAGUACAAGGUGGGGCUGGCGGCGGAUGCCCAGGGCAGAGUGGAGGCUGCCAUGGAGAGGCAGGGCAUGGUCUUCAUCCGAGGGGAGGGACAUUCCUCUUACAGUCCCGAGCUGAAGCUCAGGAACUUCCAGAGGAACCUGCUCCUUCUCCACCCACAGCUCCUGCUCCUGGUGGACCACAUCCACCUGGACCCGGACAGCCCCACCAGGGCGAUGAGUGCCUUCUUCCACAACACGGAGCUGCCUUUCCAGAGUACCAAGAUAGAUGGUGUUCAUGGAGCUUUCGUAUCCCACGGGGAGGAUAACUACAAGAUGUUCUGGAUGGAUGACACCGGCUACAGUAACAAAGGGGUGGUGGGUUACUGGAACUACCCUAGAGGCUACCCGUACAAUGGCUCCAACUAUGUGAACGUCACUAUGCCAUUGAGGUACCCUCACACCAGGGUUGCCUACAUUUUCUAUGGACCAGGCGUGGAUGUACAGAGCUUCAGCCUGCGUGGCGAUGACCAGAGGGUGGACAUCUACCUGGCCACCAAGGAGCACACCUACACCAUCUACCUGCUGACCGGAGAGGUCCCCAGCAAGCCCCUGUUCGCCAUGGUGCUGGUGGACCACAAGAAGAUUGUCUUCGAGAAGUCUGCGGCGGCUGAAGAGGACAGCUCCCCUGAGGAAGUGGAGGAAUACGUCAACGUGGUGGAGGACAACCUGCAGCACGUCAAGCCCGUCUUCCAGCAGAUGGAGAGACACAUCCUGGGACGGGUUCUCAACACCGCCAGCUUCAGAAAGACUGCAGAGCGCCUGCUCCAGUUCUCAGACAAGAAGAAGACGGAGGAGGUCAUAGAGACGAUGUUUGCUAUGUCCAAGAAACAGGGCAGGGGGAAAGGGGGGAGGAAAGUGAACCUUGGGGAGAAGCUGUCUGAGACUCUACCUGACAUUUUCGCACAGGUUGAGGUGAAUGAGAAGAAGGCGAGACAGAGGACUUCAAAGCGUACAUAUGAGGACAGUCAAGAGGAGGGGGAGGGCGACUCGCGGGCCUUUAUGGAUUAUACAGACGGUCGCAAAAACAGAAAGGGGGCUUUUGUCAAGGGCCGCAAAUUUAAGGAGGUUCACAUGGUGGCCACGGAGGGGAGCGAGGGUCUCUCCAGCACCGCCUCCUACAUCCGCCUCUUCCUCCUGCUAAACACGGCCACCUUCUUCCUGCUGCUGGCCGUGCUGCUGACCCGCUUCCAGAGGGGGCGCAGUCUGCACACGCAGAGAUGUUUCUACACCAUCCUUCUGAUCGACUGCUUCAUCCUACUGUACCUCUACUCCUCCUGCUCUCACUCAAAGUGUUAACACACCACAGACCAAUGACCCCAUGCGGCCCCCACACCCAGUCUGAGGCAGAUUUUAGAACACAAAAGGAUAGUUGCCAGUAUAGUGAACCCGGAAAUGUUGAGGGACCCAAAGUUUUAUGUUAGAAAUGUAUAGUAGGGGUCACAGCACAUAGAAACUGCCGGAUGCUCACCUGCAUAUGUUCCGAAUCAGAAACGGCUUAUUGCCAGGUAGGUUCACACGUACGAGAAAUGUGACUAUUUGCACCAUUAGAAUAAAUAGCAUUAAUUAGCACAUGCAGACAAAAGCAACAAUUAUUUUUUUUCUUUUAAAUGGCAGUUUUGAGUCCCCUAAAACUUUAAAAUCGGCCCAAAACUCAUCAAAAUCAGCCCACCCGGAGUACAGUUAUUGCCACUUGCUGGUUAAAACUGCAAUAUUUGAUCCUGAAAAUGUCAGAAAUGGAUUCAACAUCCUCAAUAACCUCCAAAACCACUCAAACUGUCCUAGUCUGCCACCCGUGUUUAUAACUUGUGUCUGCAUAAUAUGCUAAUGAACACAACUUGUGUAAAUGCGUGUCUGUGCUAUGAGCUGGCAAACAGACAACAAUAUGCAGACCACUUUUAUAAAAACAUAUCUGAGAUUUCAAGAAAGAUUCUGAUAAUAAAAAAAUUUCUAUUAAAAAAGUAUUUUUACAAGAAAAAAGUCCCAAUUUUUGAAAGAUAGCAUUAUAAGAUGAUCAUUGAAACCCUUAUCUCUUUGAUCAUAGUCACAGGCGGGCUGUCAGCUGCUACUCUUGGAACGAGUGAAGUAUAGCUUCUAUCUGUGAGGACAGAGACUAAACAAUGACAUCAUGUUUUAUCUCAUAUGAGACUUUCUCUGGGAUUAGGACUAUUCUCUUUAUAUUAUGCUUUUUAUUCUCAUCACAUCAUUGCUUUUAUUCUCUUCACAUUAUGAUUAUUUAAGCAAUAGCUCACGACAGGACGUGGUCUUUGCUCAUUGUAUCACAGCUAAGGGGCGUGGUUCGGCCCGACACGGUUACCAAGUGUGGCAAUAUGAAAGAAAAAUAC
Messenger RNA from Notothenia coriiceps (black rockcod), 3395 nucleotides. It is a transcript of the gene dse, whose product is annotated as dermatan sulfate epimerase. Gene Ontology annotation, molecular function: chondroitin-glucuronate 5-epimerase activity. Lineage: Eukaryota; Metazoa; Chordata; Actinopteri; Perciformes; Nototheniidae. The transcript has 4 exons. The record is from RefSeq and is a predicted model, not a curated record. The coding region runs from base 1 to 2349 and encodes 782 amino acids.